AUGGCGCGCCUCGGCCUCCUCCACGACGCCGACCACCUCGUGCUGCUCACCUGCACGUCGCUCCCCAAGGCGACCCACCUCAAGCUGCGGCCGCACACCUCCGCCUUCCUCACGGUCAAGCACCCCAAGGAGCUCCUCGAGUACAACUUCGCCAGGUACAGCUGCGUGACCGUCGGCGACACCGUCACCGUCGCCGAGGGCGACGCGCGGUACCUGCUAGAUGUCGUCGAGGCCAGGCCCGCCCUCGCCGUGUCCACCCUCGAGACCGACUGCGAGGUCGACUUCCUCCCGCCGCUCGACUACGUGGAGCCGCCGCGUGCUCCGGCGCGCGCGCGCGGGUCGCCCCCCGCGGACAUGGUCGGCGGCCGGCGGUUCUCCGGCGCCGCGGUGCGGAUGGACGGCAAGCCCGUGGAGCAGGCCCCUCCGGUCGUGCCCGCGGCGGCCAAGGGCAAGGGUACUAAGAAUGGGCUUCGGUUCGGCGCCGGCGCGUCGGUGCCGGCCAAUGGCAAGGUGGGGAAGAAGGCCGACGACGGCGAGAAGGGCAAGGAGGACGGACGGUUCACCGGGCGGAACUGCACGACCGUCAGCGACACCGUCACCGAGGGCGACACGCGGUACCUGCUCGACGUCGUCGAGGCCAAGCCCGCCCACGCAAUGUCCACCCUCUAG
Lolium rigidum is the source of this 669-nucleotide messenger RNA. Its product is annotated as ubiquitin recognition factor in ER-associated degradation protein 1-like. Gene Ontology annotation, molecular function: polyubiquitin modification-dependent protein binding. The record is from RefSeq and is a predicted model, not a curated record. Lineage: Eukaryota; Viridiplantae; Streptophyta; Magnoliopsida; Poales; Poaceae. The transcript has 3 exons. Bases 1 to 669 code for a protein of 222 amino acids. Gene Ontology annotation, cellular component: VCP-NPL4-UFD1 AAA ATPase complex.